UUACCAAAAUCCGGAUACCCGAAGACGGAAAAAACUAGCUAUACCUCAAAUGGAUGCUUCAGCUCAUCCAAACAAGGCACAACAGAGAUUGUGUUCUUUGACAUAGAAACAAAUGUACCCAAUAAAGCUGGACAAAGGUUCUGGGUUUUAGAAUUUGGUGCAAUUUUGGUUUGCCCUCAGAACCUUGUUGAGCUGGAAACCUAUAGCACACUCAUUAGGCCGGGGGACUUGUCUGUUGUGGCAUUGAGGUCUGGCCGGUCUGACGGGAUCACUCAGGAAACUGUUGCAAAAGCACCCUUGUUUGAGGAAGUUGCUGAUAAGAUAUUCAGCAUUUUGAAUGGAAGGGUGUGGGCAGGCCACAACAUUCGAAGAUUCGAUUGCGUUCGGAUUAAGGAGGCUUUUGCAGAGAUCGGUAGGCCUGCACCUACGCCGGUUGGGAUUAUGGACUCUUUAGGGGUGUUAACUGGUAAAUUUGGAAGAAGAGCUGGCAAUAUGAAGAUGGCAACAUUGGCAUCAUACUUCAACCUUGGGCAGCAAAAGCACAGGAGCCUUGAAGACGUUAGGAUGAAUCUGGAGGUCCUCAAGAACUGUGCAACCGUGCUAUUUUUGGAAGCAAACCUCCCCGGCGUGUUAAAUGGAAACUGGCCUGGCUCUUCGACGAUUACAACGCGGAGUAGAAGUAACGGGAAAUUGCCAUUCAGAGAAGAAACUAGCCGCAAGUCUGCACCAACUACAGCUUAUAAUUGUUCUCAUAGAGCUGUUCCAUAUGACUCAAGGGGGAGCUUGGGAAAGAUGACGGAAAGCGUACAGAAUCUGUUGUGUAGAGCCCAAAGAAAUCAGCCUCUUAACAACAUACUGAAGCAUUCUCAUUCGCUACUCCGGUGAGAAACUGAAGAGCGUCCAUUUCGACAUGCUGCAGAUGACCUCCGGUUGAACUGCCUGCAGUCACACUUACAGAAAGGAGAAUUAAGAAGCUUUUGUUAAAGGUGUUUGACUUUCAGAACUUAGAAAUUAGCAAACAAUAGCAACAGCUUGAAUUGGUUGCUACUAAUCUCAAUUAAUUGAUUCAACCAUUCUUUAU
Pyrus x bretschneideri (Chinese white pear) is the source of this 1081-nucleotide messenger RNA. Its product is annotated as protein NEN4-like. Lineage: Eukaryota; Viridiplantae; Streptophyta; Magnoliopsida; Rosales; Rosaceae. The record is from RefSeq and is a predicted model, not a curated record. The annotation marks the transcript as partial. The transcript has 5 exons. Gene Ontology annotation, molecular function: 3'-5' exonuclease activity; nucleic acid binding.